GCAACGUGCGAGGGCUCGGCCUUUCGCGUUGGAGUCGUGGGGUUUUUGUUGCUUAUGGGAGUUGGGGGGUGAAGAUUACUGACUUUUUUGAGAGAUACGCGAGUGCGUGUUAUUUUUCUUACCGAGUGAGUGAGAAGACCGUCUGAAGUGUUCUUUGUGGCUUAUCGAGGACAAACUUUGCUUCAAGAUGUCGUACAAUUUUAAGAAGAUUGUGGUGGUACCUUCCUCCAAGGACUUCAUCAACAUCAUUUUGUCAAAGACCCAAAGGAAAACUCCUACAGUUAUCCAUAAGGGUUACAAAAUAUCUCGAAUCCGACAAUUCUACAUGCGCAAGAUCAGAUUCACUCAGCAGAGUUUUCAUGACAAGCUGCAGCUGAUCUUGACAGACUUUCCAAAACUGGAAGAUAUCCACCCCUUCUAUGCAGAUUUGAUGAAUGUCUUGUAUGACAAAGAUCAUUACAAGCUUGCACUAGGUCAAAUCAAUAUGGCAAUGCACAUGAUUGGCAAUGUGUCAAGAGACUAUGUCCGGCUCAUGAAGUAUGGUGAUUCUCUGUAUCGCUGCAAGCAGCUGAAGAAGGCUGCACUUGGUCGCAUGGCAACCAUCAUGAAGAGGCAAAAUCAGUCACUUCAGUACCUGGAGCAGGUCAGGCAGCAUCUGUCCAGGUUGCCCUCCAUAGACCCCAACACCAGGACCCUCCUCAUCUGUGGAUUUCCCAAUGUGGGAAAGUCAAGCUUCAUCAACAAAAUCACCAGAGCAGAUGUUGAGGUGCAGCCAUAUGCAUUUACAACAAAGUCUCUCUUUGUUGGCCACACAGACUACAAAUACCUCAGGUGGCAAGUAGUGGACACACCUGGAAUCCUUGACCAUCCCUUGGAGGACAGGAACACAAUAGAGAUGCAGGCUAUCACAGCUUUGGCCCAUCUGAGAGCUGCAGUCCUGUACAUCAUGGACCCAUCUGAGCAGUGUGGUCACACUCUGGAGCAGCAGGUGCAGCUGUUUGAGAACAUCUGUCCCUUGUUUGCCAACAAACCACUGCUUGUGGUCUGCAACAAGUCAGAUGUGAUGACUCUUGAGGAGCUGCCAGCAGAGAAGAAAGCCCUCCUGGAACCACUGACAAAGCAUGAGGUUCCUAUUAUGACCAUGUCAACUGUCACUGAAGAUGGGGUCAUCGAUGUGAAGAAGGAGGCAUGUGAGAAACUGCUGGCUCAUCGUGUCGAGGUGAAGAUCAAGACAAGGAAGGUCAAUGACAUUCUCAACCGGCUUCACCUGGCAGAGCCAAAGAAACGAGACGACAAGGAAAGGUUGCCGCACAUCCCUGAUGCCGUACUGAAGAAACGCCAGGGCAUUGCUAUCAAAGAGAAGAGGAAGCUGGAGCGUGACAUUGAGCUGGAGAUGGAAGAGGAGUACACCCUGGACCUGAAGAAGCACUAUGAUCUGCCCGAGGAUUUCAAAUAUGACAAGAUCCCUGAGGUGUGGGAGGGCCACAACGUAGCUGACUUCGUCGACCCGGACAUCUUGAAGAAAUUGGAGGAGCUGGAGAAGGAGGAGGAGCUGCGUGAGCAAGCCGGCGUUUACGACAGCGACGAGGAGACGGACUCCGACUAUGAGGAGGUUCAUCAGCUGGCCACCAAGAUCCGCAACAAGAAGAAGAUCAUGAAGAUCGAUAGCGCGAUGCGGAAGAACAAGACGACGGCCACCAUGCCGCGCACCGGCCGCGGCCACAAGCGCGAGCGCAGCGUCAGCCGUCUGCGCGGCGACAUGGAGGAGCUGGGCGUCGACAUGAGCGACGUGCAGGGCACGCACUUUGUGGCGACGGCCGAGGCGGACCGUGCGCGUUCGCUGUCGCGGCCCAAGGUGAAGAAGGCGCGCGCCGAUUCGGAGGGUCGCGUGCGCUCUUCGUCGCGCACGCCGCGUGACCAGCUGGGCGUCAAGGACGAGAAGACGCGCCUCCAGCUGCGCAAGAUCGGCCGCAACGCGCAGAAGAAGCUGGCGCGCAACGCCAAGAAGGGUGAGGCCGAUCGCGUCAUCCUAGACAUGAAGCCCAAGCACUUGUUCGUCGGGAAGCGCGGCGUCGGCAAGGCGGAUCGGCGGUGAGGUGAUGCCCGGUGCGUGAGGGGUGCGUGGGUGUGGCGAGAUGUAUGGCUCAGCUGGCAAGCUGGAGCGUGUGCGACUUUGGGAUGUUCUGGAGGUGUUUUUCGAAUGUGCCUUGUUGGCUGACAUGUUGAACUGUGAUGCGUAUGCUCGUGCCCGGCGUUUGUAAUUAUCGUGGGACUGAAUGCGAUAAUUUGCAGUAUACUUAGUGACGCGUUUGCUUAAAAAAUGUACAUCAUUACUGCAUCCAAAAUGAAGGAAAGCGAAAAGUAUCUUGAUUCCACUGGCUGCCCGUUUUCAUUCAGGGAAGUGGCCUUGCUAAUGCUUUUGUCGUUUGGUGCUGUAAUAUCCUGGCUUUGUGGUGCCUGGAAAUGUUUUCGGAAUCAUUUAUUACAGAAAAGUAGUAGGAUAACUGCGGGUGGAUACAUUUGUGUACGCAUGUUGGACGUUAAGUCGGUAUAAAUAAAACCGCUGGAUUGUG
This is a messenger RNA of Pollicipes pollicipes, 2573 nucleotides long. It is a transcript of the gene Non1, whose product is annotated as nucleolar GTP-binding protein 1. Gene Ontology annotation, molecular function: GTP binding. The record is from RefSeq and is a predicted model, not a curated record. Lineage: Eukaryota; Metazoa; Arthropoda; Thecostraca; Pollicipedomorpha; Pollicipedidae.